AUGCUUCUGUCCCCCGCCCUUCUGCUGCUCUUGGGCUGGAGCGCCCCCGGCGGCUGGGGCUGCCUGCAGUGUCACCGCACGGUGCAGGAGGCCCUGAGCCAGCUGCGCUUCGCCCUCGUCCCCAAGCGCUUCAACCUGGAGCAGCUGCAGGCCCGCGCUCAGGCGCUGCUGCUGGGCAUGGAGGGGCCUUUCUUCCGAGACUAUGCACUGAACGCGUUUGUGGGGAAAGUGGGGUUGGAGGAACUGGACGCCGUGGCAUCCUUUACCAAGAACCAAACACAACACCUCAUGGUUGAUUCUCUGAGAGAUGAGCCUCUGCUGGAGGAGCUGGUGACUCUAAGGGAGAAAGUGACCAAGGAACUCAAGAAAGCAUUAAGAUCAUAUGAACUGAAAGCCUGUGAUUCCAAAAUUUGCCGAUUACUAAGAGAAGAGGUCUUGGACUGUUUACAUUGCCAGAGGAUCAGUCCCAAAUGUAUCCCCAAAAAAUACUGCUUUGUCGACAGGCAGCCCCGCGUGGCGCUGCAGUACCAGAAAGACAGUGAAUCCUCGAGGAGCCAGGCUCUGUUGGGCACCAGCAUUUCCGUGCUUCUGGCUGUCAUUGUCUUCGUGGUGAUCAUGGUCUCGGCUUGCACAUACAGGCAAAAUCGAAAACUCCUGCUGCAGUAG
Galeopterus variegatus (Sunda flying lemur) is the source of this 666-nucleotide messenger RNA. It is a transcript of the gene IZUMO2, whose product is annotated as IZUMO family member 2. The coding region runs from base 1 to 666 and encodes 221 amino acids. The transcript is spliced from 7 exons. The record is from RefSeq and is a predicted model, not a curated record. Lineage: Eukaryota; Metazoa; Chordata; Mammalia; Dermoptera; Cynocephalidae.